AAAUUCAUGUGCGAAAUCACCGAAAAGCGGAAACGCUUGAGGCGCGCGGUUGCAACUCGAGCGAGGCAGUACUAUAAUGACUACCAGGUGGUCGAAGGGGACAUUCUCUAUUCGUUGGAGAAGAAGGCGGGUAUGAACUGUGUCUAUCGGCUCAGUCAAUUCGACCAGCUCUACCAAAACCGCACUCAAUUUCACAUCCGGACGGAAGCGAUCUACUACAAGUGUCCUGCAGGACACGGCUGUUGCUCGUUGGGAUGUGACAAAAUCGAAGAUGGGAGCCAAGUCUCCCGUAUUCAGGAGAUUCAAGUCUCACCGGUUCACAGCGUCCCGUGGAGAGGUAGUGCCAUUGAUAUGUUGCGAUCUAUCGUUGAUGAACGAGGGUUGUGGUGGAUUGCCGCGGGCAGCGGAUGUCUCAUUGCAUUUGUCCUGCUUCUCCUUAUGCGCACGACAAAGGGCUCAACGAAUGGCGAAGCACGACAUCGCUUAUACUCCGGAGCUGUGACGAGCCGAUCGAUGGGUCAAUUGCCGGAAGACGAUUUGUAUGGCAUUCAUCAAUGGGGAAGGCCGCGAUCAAUGGUUGAAAGUGGAAAGAGCCCCUAUUCGACAUUCAUCCACCCGAAUCACAGUCUAACAUGGAACCCUGGGCGAAUGGGUAGAGUGGCCGGAGUACGGAGGCCGCCGCUUCUCUCCACCUUCAAACCAAUGCAACUGUCGUAUGCGGGAGAAUAUUCUGAAAUGGAUGAUUUGGCCGAAUGCGGACUUCCUCUAGUAACAAAAGUUUUGCCG
Messenger RNA from Mesorhabditis spiculigera, 786 nucleotides. NCBI's taxonomy places the organism in Eukaryota, Metazoa, Nematoda, Chromadorea, Rhabditida, Rhabditidae. The record is from the annotation of a GenBank genome assembly.